UUCAACUUACCACACAAGAAAUAAUUUUGUCCCUCAAUGUAAAUUAGUAAACUCGAUUUCACCAACAAAAUUUCUCUAUUUUUCUUAAUUUUUCCCAACCAGCAGAGAAAGAAAUAAUCAAUUAUGAGCUCUGGGUCCGGUUCCUCAUCACCGCGGGGAGCGCGUAAGGAGGACGAGAGGCCUAGAUUCUUCGAUAAAAAGGCCAAGAGCGCGUGCUGGUCAAACGCUGAAACGGUUCCCGGCCGCCACCCUGAGCGGUGGCGCAAAGACGCCGCCGGCAACAUUGUCUGCAAACGCUUCUGCAACUGCCAAGGCUGCCUCUGCUUUGAGUAUGACCACAUCGUUCCCUUUUCCAAAGGUGGGGAAUCAGUUGCAGAGAAUUGCCAAAUUCUACAGACAAGAGUAAACAGAUUUAAAUCAGAUAAGCAAGAAAUUGAUGGUUCCGAGUUGAAAGGCUACUCUUGUGACGUUAAGUUCACCGACAAGGCGCUCGAUAUUAUAGAAAUGGCUGUGUAUGGAGAUGUAAUGAGGCCUGGAAAUCAAUGCCGCUGCAAAACCGUAGCUGAAAUGCUCGGUAAAUACAAGCCCAAAGAUCAAACCGCUCCGUGCAAGUUGCCCUUUAACGAGGACCCUUUGCAACAAUAAAGAUUUAUUAAAAAAAAAAAAAAAAAAAAAGAGCCCGAUUUCCGUUUCUUGAUAUUUAACUGAAAUUGAUUCUUGAAAUACCAUAGCAAAAAUGUUUUUUUUUAUAAUAUAUAUUUAGUUUAUUACAUUGUUACUGGAAUUUGUGUGAACUAGAUUGGCAACUGCUGCAGACAGUGAUGAAUAAACGUAGCAUUUGUUUUCAGGAUCUCGUGUUUUUUUAUUCGAGUUAUAAUUUUUGGGGCUGUAUGAUCCAUGCAUGGU
Messenger RNA from Erythranthe guttata (spotted monkey flower), 906 nucleotides. RefSeq names its product HNH endonuclease domain-containing protein. Lineage: Eukaryota; Viridiplantae; Streptophyta; Magnoliopsida; Lamiales; Phrymaceae. The record is from RefSeq and is a predicted model, not a curated record.